Molecule: messenger RNA, 4410 nt
Organism: Fukomys damarensis (Damara mole-rat)
Lineage: Eukaryota; Metazoa; Chordata; Mammalia; Rodentia; Bathyergidae
Gene: Hspa12a
Product: heat shock protein family A (Hsp70) member 12A
Exons: 14
Coding region: 149-2224 (691 amino acids)
Source: RefSeq, a predicted model, not a curated record
CUCCCGGUAGUACUCCAUCGCCUGCUGCUUCAGCUUCUGCAGCUCCCUAGUGGUCCCACAGCUGCGGCCGCCGCCUUCUUCCCCCAUGAUGAACACAUCUGAGAUUCAGGGCUAAGCACCUUGCCCAAGGCCACACAACAAAUAGGUGAUGGAGAGUGUUGGCGUGUACGGAUUCUGUGGGUGUAAAGCAAAGAACAAACUGAAGUGUGAUUCAAGGUGGGAAAUAACUGCUGCAGAAACAGCCCCCACAUCUGCAUAUUCAUCUCCAGCCCGGAGUCUUGGAGACACAGGAAUAACGCCUCUCUCUCCAUCCCAUAUUGUGAAUGAUGCCAACUCCAACGUCUCAGAACAGCAGACAUUUCUUGUUGUGGUGGCCAUCGACUUCGGGACCACAUCCAGUGGCUAUGCCUAUAGCUUCACCAAAGAGCCAGAAUGCAUCCACGUGAUGAGGCGAUGGGAAGGAGGUGACCCUGGUGUGUCCAACCAGAAGACCCCAACCACCAUCUUGCUGACCCCCGAGAGGAAGUUCCACAGCUUUGGGUAUGCUGCCAGGGACUUCUACCAUGACCUGGAUCCCAAUGAGGCCAAGCAGUGGCUGUACCUGGAGAAGUUCAAGAUGAAGCUGCACACUACAGGGGACCUCACCAUGGAUACAGACCUGACCGCAGCAAAUGGAAAGAAAGUCAAAGCUCUUGAAAUCUUUGCUUAUGCCCUGCAGUACUUUAAGGAGCAGGCACUGAAGGAGCUGAGUGACCAGGCGGGUUCAGAGUUCGAGAAUUCUGAUGUCAGAUGGGUCAUCACGGUGCCUGCCAUCUGGAAACAGCCGGCCAAGCAGUUCAUGAGACAAGCUGCUUACCAGGCGGGGCUGGCCUCCCCGGAGAACUCGGAGCAGCUCAUCAUUGCCUUGGAGCCCGAGGCGGCCUCCAUCUACUGCCGGAAGCUGAGGCUGCACCAGAUGAUCGAGCUGAGCGGCAAGGCGGUGGUCAAUGGGUACAGCGCCAGUGACACAGUAGGAGCGGGGUUUGCACAGGCUAAGGAACACAUACGGCGUAAUCGACAGAGUCGGACCUUUUUGGUGGAGAAUGUCAUAGGAGAAAUCUGGUCUGAGCUGGAGGAAGGUGACAAGUAUGUGGUUGUGGACAGUGGCGGAGGCACCGUGGACCUGACAGUCCAUCAGAUACGGUUACCAGAGGGACACUUGAAGGAACUGUAUAAAGCAACAGGUGGACCCUACGGAUCCUUGGGAGUAGAUUAUGAAUUUGAAAAACUUCUGUGUAAAAUUUUUGGAGAAGAUUUUAUCGAGCAAUUCAAAAUCAAACGACCUGCAGCCUGGGUUGACUUAAUGAUCGCAUUUGAGUCUCGCAAAAGAGCAGCUGCCCCAGACAGAACCAACCCACUGAACAUCACCCUGCCGUUCUCCUUUAUCGACUACUACAAGAAGUUCCGAGGGCACAGCGUGGAGCACGCCUUGAGGAAGAGCAACGUGGAUUUUGUGAAGUGGUCCUCCCAGGGGAUGCUGCGGAUGAGUCCCGAUGCCAUGAAUGCCCUCUUCAAGCCGACCAUUGACAGUAUUAUUGAGCACCUUCGGGACCUGUUUCAGAAGCCCGAGGUAUCCACAGUCAAGUUCCUCUUCCUGGUGGGCGGCUUUGCCGAGGCGCCCCUCCUGCAGCAGGCUGUGCAAACUGCCUUCGGCGACAAGUGCCGGAUCAUCAUUCCCCAAGACGUGGGCCUCACUAUCCUCAAGGGAGCUGUCCUCUUCGGCCUGGACCCCGCCGUGAUCAAGGUGCGCCGGUCCCCGCUCACCUACGGGGUGGGUGUGCUGAACCGGUAUGUGGAGGGCAAGCACCCGCCUGAGAAGCUGCUGGUGAAGGACGGCACUCGCUGGUGCACCGAUGUCUUCGACAAGUUCAUCUCCGCCGACCAAUCUGUGGCCCUGGGGGAGCUGGUCAAGCGUAGCUACACCCCAGCUAAGCCCUCCCAGCUCGUCAUUGUCAUCAACAUCUAUAGCUCUGAGCACGACGGUGUCAGUUUCAUCACUGACCCGGGGGUGAAGAAGUGUGGCACGCUCCGCCUGGAUCUCACGGGGACCAGCGGCACAGCGGUGCCGGCCCGGAGGGAAAUCCAGACCCUCAUGCAAUUCGGGGACACCGAGAUCAAGGCCACGGCCGUGGAUGUCGCCACCUCAAAGAGCGUCAAAGUGGGGAUCGACUUCUUAAAUUACUAGCCGCCCCUCCCCACCCCACCCCUGGACUCAGAUCAUCUGCGUUGCUGACCUCACCCUUGACGCUCUCCCUGGACCUGACCCUUGCCCUCGCCCGCCUGAAUUUCAGCAGGAAACAUGGGAAGAAGCAGGGCGAGAAAUACCUGGAGAUUUUGUUGUAGUCAGAACAAGAGUCAGAAAUGGAGAUGUAGGUGUGGAAAUAGGAAAUUCAAGUACCCUCGAAGAGCAGCUAGUUUUCAUAGGUAGCGGAGUGGUGACCCAUCCGCCUGACAAGGGAAUCUGUACUUUUCUGAAGCAGCAGUCAAGCUUUGCUUUGAACACAUUUCAGUUAAGUAGGAUUUAGGGAUGCCCUAUUGCCAUCUUUCUAGAUUUGAAAGAGUUUUGAGCCAGAAGGAGUUCUUCUGCCAUCUUUCUAGAUUUGAAAGAGUUUUGAGCCAGAAGGAGUUCUUCAUCUGAGAUCUCUUUGAAUUUUUUUUGGAGAGUAGUCAAUAGAAAAUGCCACCCAUCUGUAGUUAAUUUCUUCCCAUCAUCAUGGGAUUACAGUGGUGAUUCAGUGGGUGCUUGGAGUGAUUUCAGCUGGUGGGAGAAGACUGCCUACACGGGGCACUAUUUUAGGUUCUCGUAUAAUUUAAAUUCCGAGGAGGUUUGGUAAAGAAGCCUUGGCUGACCCACUGGGAUUUGGGGGAGUAGGAAUGGUAAUGCCUCGUCUUUUUAGAAGGUAAAAGUUUGUUGCAAUGGAAAUAGAUUUUAAGGAGCAGACUUAUCCCAAAUUACAGUCGUAUCCUCUUAUCUGUGGGGACCCAGGCCGAGAUCCCCAGCCUGAAGCCACAUGUGGUAUGGAACCCUGUCGCUUCUGUGUUUUUUCUAUACUUACAUAUCUAUGAGAAAGUACAGUUUAUAAAUUAGGUCCAGCGAGAGACGAUUGACAAUAACUAAUAAUAAAACUAGGACAAUUACAAAGCAUACUAUAAUAAAAUUUGUAUGAAUGUAGUCUCUCUCUCAGAAUAUCCUCUUAUCCUGUACUGUAUUUUUGACCAUUGGUUGACUGUGGUUAGCUGAAUCCACAGAAAGUAAAGCUGGGUACGGAGAAGCUACUGCCUAUGUUGGGAUAUAAUGUCUGGAAUGCCAAGGCGUGAUUUUCACAAGUAAUUCUCGUUCAUCUGGUAGGAAUUUAGUGUGAGAAAACGAGGUCACCCUUCUUACAUAUCACGCGAGAGGCUAGAAUAGCCCCUGCCUUGACAAACACACCGACUUUAAAUGAACCCCUUCCUCCUGCUCUUCCUCUUCUCCCUGAGUUUUGGCUGUUUCUUUCCACAUUGUGAAAGGGAUGCACUAGCGAAGUAUGAAAGUAGAAUCUGCUCCAUGAAAUGCUUCAUUAAACUUUCAUUUUCAAAUCUGCUCCACAAUAAAUGUGCAGAUUGGUACUUGAUGGAUUCAGCUGGGCUUUUUUUUUUUUUUUUUUCCUAAAGCAAAUCUGUGGCUCACAGAAUUGCCUGGGUGCUUGUUAAGAGCAGGUUCCUGGAUCUUAUCUCUUUUUAACUGAAGCUAACUAGGAAGAAGAAGACCAGAGUCUGCCCUUUCUGUCUAUAUCACAAGUGACUGUGCUUCAGUUGGAAACUGAGCAUUACUAGCUCUAGGUUUUGUCAAAGCUGAAGCACAGGGCAGAGCCGGUGCCCUCCAUUCUUUCAUCAGUCAGAGAUCCCUCAGGGAGGAGGGUUCACCUCACACCUCUUCCUCUCAGGGAGUGGAGCUGGGGCCCCAACUAGCAGCCUGGGGAGGGCCCUUUUGACCCUUACAGGAGGGUUCUGAGGAGGGAAAAGAUGGUAAGAAAUGAGACCUGAGAACAGGGCUGGCUGAAGAAGUGUGACUACAUUUCUCGCCUGUUUCCGCCAACCUUCAGGAGCGGACUGAGGAUAAAGAUUCAAGGAUCUGACUCAGUCCGUCUGAUCUGUUCAGAGCUGUCUUCUCCACCUGCUGGAAUUCUUUCCGCUUUCCAAUCACUGGAGGCAUGCAUAAUGAAUGAGCAGGGAAUGCAAGAACAAACUUCCAAUGCAAGUUGGAUUCACAAACCCAUUAUCAUAGCCAAUAUGCAGAUUUUUAAAUAGCAUUGCAAAUCUCGUUUCAGCGUGUCUUCUUUUUCACAUCGCCUGCUGCAGAAUUUUCUGCUACAAUGUAAAGCGAACAAAACA